UGUCGACUACACCAAUAUAAGCGUUUUGGCAUAAUGGUAUAGUGUUCAUGUUAUUCAUAUGAUUACAAGUACACCGUAAACAUUGUUCACAAUACUUCAUUGCUCAGAACAGUAUAUGAACGAGGAGACAUGGUAUAGACAUUAUGGGGAGCUUCAUAUCGGCAUUUUCGAGAAAGGAGGAAUCCGCAGAGUUGGUUCCUUUAAAACAGAGAGUGGAUGUUGUCGUUUGCAGUGGCAGCCUGUCGAACAGCGUCGAGGGGCUCACCCACCAUAUCAAACAAUACAUAAACGAUGUUGUUAGGACCGUAAGGUUCGAGACACUUCCCUACAACAUCAGUGAUAUGAACAGGUUUGAUCUGACCGGUAUAGAUGUUCUGCUACUCUGCCACUCCAUACACAACAGACGAUUCUCUAUUACUGAUGUCACUGACUCACUCUACGAUGGUUUCUUACAGCGCGCUAGGAAAACGCUCGGAAAAAGCAAGGUUGGAGUCAUCGCUUACGAUUUUCCAGAAGCUGACCUUUCACCUGAGAUCCUUCCAUCCAAGAUGGCGUCCUUCCGGUACAACCAACCUACCACGUUUGAAUGUGCAUCCCUUGCUCUGAUCGGUGGAAAGCUCGACGAAGGGGAUGUCCAAUUGACAGAGGAUCAACUGGAAGAACUUCAGCAGUUCUUUAUCAACUCCUCCUCCCCACCAAUUGAAGAAAAACUUACAGUUACCAUGAGAAGCUCCUUUCAUCUUAUAACAUGCAAUGUAUUCAAUUAAAUGGACUCACGCUAAAUAGGUUACGCGACGACUCUACCCGACGCGAUGGAAUGCAACAAGCCCUGUUGUUCUAUCUCAACCUUUCAAAACUGAAACGGCGACGAAUUCAAGAAUGAAAUAAAUAUAUUGAAAAUGCCUGUCAAAUAACAAAGGAGCUUGGAGGGUUUUUUGUCGAAAAUUGGUGAACUGGAGCGGCAAUUUCGUCAUUUCUUUCGGAGCUGACGAAAAAUUGCAAAUACUGAUGUAUGUCGAUCGUUCGUCCAUACAGAGUCCUGCCGUUAGGAUUCACCAUAUUUUGGGAAAGACUUUUUGGUUGUGCUUGUCAUGAAGAACAUUUUGCAAUAAAUUUUCUAUA
Molecule: messenger RNA, 1122 nt
Organism: Lytechinus variegatus (green sea urchin)
Lineage: Eukaryota; Metazoa; Echinodermata; Echinoidea; Temnopleuroida; Toxopneustidae
Exons: 3
Coding region: 144-767 (207 amino acids)
Source: RefSeq, a predicted model, not a curated record